ACACAGUUGUAAAGGUGUGCCAUGGCAUUUUUGGAACGAGGCCACUGACUUGGUGAUGACCAGCCAGUGUUCAACUGCUCUCUCCACAGUCGCCAAUAAUCUCCCUUUUCAUCAGAUCUGUGGGCUGCUGUUUCACUUCCCUGACUUUUGUUCCCUCCAGCAUGACUCAGGGAGCAGUAAGAGCAGGGGUGCACCUCCAGACAGGACAAGUGAGUAGCUGCAGGUGAUGGCAGUCACCAGCAGUGCCCUCACUCAUAGAAUACAGUCCCACCACACCUGAACAGUGUAGCAGAAGUAGAUGCCAAUAGCAGUAGCCCAUCAACAGUCCCAAAGAAGAUAAGGUGGUGAAUCUGGUCCAGGUCCACCCAGUGAGUGCAGUGGUAGGAGAUGGUGCCAGAGAUGGGACUGGAGACAAGCUGCCUGCAGUGGAGUUCUAAGGUUUGUCCCAGAGAUAGAACCGAGGCUAAGUUCACUUCCAGGAUAGCUCAGACAAGGCAGGACCUGGGCCUCGGCUGAAAUGGAGCUCCUAGACCGCGGGCAGAGAGGCAUAGGUGAGGGUCCAAUGUGAGGCAGUUUGGAGUACUUCAAGCCUUUUAGUGUGUUCAACGACCAGACAGCUAGGAAUUCUUCCUUCCUCCCUGUGCUCUCCCCAUGAGCCUUUGGGAAGGUCCACUUGACUUUUGCCUCCUCUUCUUCCCCACAGUUUCUCUCUUGUUGUUUCCUGUGGGGACUCUUUCAUCCCUCUUGUCUCUGAUGAUGCUCAGUUUCCUACAGUGCUCUGGGGUGGCUCUGUCCUCUUUCAUGUCUUUCCUGUUGCCUUUGUGGAAAUCGUUCUUACUGCUCCUCUUCUGCUUCUCUGCUCUCUCUUACUUCCUCUGUCUUUGCAGAAUUUCACACGAGAAAAAUUAAAUUAAUUACCUCUCUCUCCUUGUCUACCUCUCAAGCCUGUCUGUAUCAUUAGUAGUCAUAUUAACCUCACAAACUCCUAGUUAAAUUUCCUUCUUUCUUCCUGAUUGCUCAUUAUCCAGGCUAUUUAUGAAUCAAUGCAGACCUUCUGUUGGUGUUGAACUGAAGCAUAUCAGCUCUUCACCCUCACUUCUUUUAAAAGCCUUUGUAGACAUGCUGAUCAUUCCUCACUUUGUCUGUUGGCUUUCCCCUUCUUGCUGCAUUGUCCAUCCUGUUCCAAGUUCAGCUGCUUAAAAUCUCCUACCUGCUGCUUGAACCAGAUUGCUCCCAAAUUUACUGUCUGAUGACUUAGAAACUGCACAGUGUCACUUUCAAGCUCUUGCUUCCUUCUGCUGCCACUUUCUCUCACUCCAGUUUUUCCCCCUUCCUCCAAGUCUUCUUGGUAAAGGGCAGGUAUCAGUUCUACAUUUUGUGUGGCACAGGGCACAGUCAAUAAGGGCUUACUGAAUUCUCAGGAUUGAUUUUUAUGUACUUUAAAGGCUCCUUCACCCUGUUCAGACCGAUUGUGUCAUUGAUACUGCAAGAUAUCUUAGAAUUAUAGGGGUGGUCUUAAUAUAAAAGGGAGCUGGAUGAUAAUGCUCUCCAAGUUGUUGUAGUGUAGAGGCGGAGAAAUUACUUUAGUAUCUUUUCAGAGGCAGUCCUGGGUUGGGAAGGUACAGGGUCUUCACCUUCAUCUCAUUUCAGUGUUUCUGUACUUUCUGCCUUUGUCCCCAAGUUCCUAUUCCUCAAAAGCUGAGCAUUAUUUGUGGUCACAACUGGUUAAAGUGAAAUUUGCUGUCACCAGCAACUCAGUUUUUCCACAAAGUACCAUCCUUUCUCCCCUUCCUUAUUAUGUUCUUGUGUACCUUGGAGAAAAGUCACUGGGAAGCCGUUCCAAAAUUUGCUUCCAAACUGCAGAGGAUGAAGUGCAGAUAAGUCUUGAGCCUUCUUAAGAUGCUGCCCACUGCAGUUUAAAGCACUGCAGGAUAGGGCUCUGUUCCCUCUCCAAAGAAGUAUUCCGCAGUCUGUACUGCUUUUGCCUGCUGAUUUUCAGCAUGAAAUCCCUCUUGCAUGGAUUCGAUGCUGUCCUUUUAUGUGGACCACAGCAAGCAAUUCCAUCUCCUUCGUCUGCAUCUCCCAUUGUGCUGUACCUCCAUAAACCUUAUGUAGAUAAGCAACUAUAAUGGAGAGGCAAAAGAGAAAACAAGAAAUAGAGAAAGGACUUCAGUUCAUUCAGUCCACAUUACCCCUAAGCCAAGAAGAUUAUGAGGCCUUUUUGCAGAAGCUGGUGAGAAACUUGUUUGCAGAGGGCAAUGAUUUGUUCCGAGAGAAGGAUUUCAAGCUUUCCCUGGUACAGUAUGUAGAAGGGCUGAACAUAGCAGAUUACGCAGCCUCCGACGAGGUGACCAUCCCAAAGGAACUCCUCUGCAAGCUCCAUGUCAACCGAGCUGCCUGCUACUUUGCCAUGGGGUUGUAUGAGAAGGCGCUGGAAGACAGUGAGAAGGCUCUAAGUCUCGACAAGGAGAACAUCCGAGCAUUAUUCCGGAAAGCCCGUUCCUUAAAUGAACUUGGAAGACACAAAGAAGCAUAUGAGUGCAACAGCCAAUGCUUGCUGUCCCUCCCACAUGAUGAAAGCGUCACACAACUGGGACAAGAGCUUGCCCAGAAGCUGGGACUGAAGAUUCGAAAAGCAUACAAAAGACCUCAGCAGGAAUUGGAAACAUUCUCACUACUCAGUAAUGGCACGUCAAUCAAUUCAUCAAACCAGACUACUUCUAAUGGAUUUGGCUCGAUAGAUGACAUUGAAACAGACUGCUCUGUGGACCUGCAGUGCCUCCCAGCUCCUGUGGCCAUCCCUGUGAAAGAGGGGCUGGCCCCUUUGCCGUCUGACUCAGAUGUAAAGGGCUUGCCCACCUCGCUUCCUGCUGCCAGCUUGCUCCCGUCUCCAGACUGUGUACCCUUGCCAGUUCCUGAGAACAUGGAGGACUUCACAGAUGGGGACAUCAUUGGGGAAGAACUAGACUCCCUCCUGGAUUCCCUUGCUGAAGGGUCACCAUACCCUCUAUCUCUGGUCCAGAGCAUCGUUCCUACCAACCUGCCAACAGAGAUGCCCCAGUUGAUUCCUGUGUUUCCCGGGGGAACUCCGCUGCUGCCUCCAGUUGUGACAGCCAGCAUCCCUGUCUCCACCCCUCUGCCACCUGCCUCCUUUGGCCUGGUGAUGGAUCCCAUCAAACAGCUCUCCUCCUCCUCUGUCCUGGAUGCCUUUGAGGCCCCACCAGGAGGAAGUGGCAGCUCCACUCUAGAUUCGCUGGAUUCCCUGGAUCUGCUUCCAUACACAGAUACACGGCUUGAUGCCCUGGACUGCUUUGGGACAAGCAAGGGGUCACUGGAUACCUUGGAUUCCUUUGCCAUUGAAGAAACUAACUCUCAGGAACUGCGACACCUACCUGGCAGCCAAAAACCAGCCCCAGUGGUUAGCCUUGGUGGAGUGAGUCAGCCAGCUGUGCCCAAGGCCACCGAGCACCUGCUGUCCCAGCCAGAACCAGUAAUGCCCAACACGGCUCUGCUGGUGAAGAACCCCCUGGCGUCUACUCACGUUUUCAAACAAGCCUGUCAUAUGUGCUACCCCAAAACAGGGCCCAAGGCUGGCGAUUACACCUAUCGAGAAGGCUUGGAGCACAGGUGCAAGCGGGACAUCCUGCUGGGCAGGCUGAAGAACUCAGAAGACAAGACCUGGAAGAGGAUCCGUCCUCGUCCAACCAAAACCAACUUUGUAGGAUCCUAUUAUCUGUGCAAAGAUAUGCUUAACAAGCAGGACUGUAAGUACGGGGAUAACUGCACCUUCGCGUACCACCAGGAAGAGAUCGACGUGUGGACGGAGGAGAGGAAGGGGACCCUCAACCGUGACCUUCUCUUUGACCCACUAGGUGGGAUCAAGCAGAGCAGCCUCACAAUUGCCAAGCUCCUCAAGGAACAUCAGGGCAUCUUCACCUUUCUCUGUGAGAUUUGCUUUGACAGCAAACCCCGGAUUAUCAGCAAAGGGACCAAGGACACACCAUCUGUCUGCUCCAACCUUUCUGCAAAACACAGUUUCCAUGACAACAAGUGUCUGGUCCACAUUGUGCGUUCCACCUCCCUGAAAUAUUCCAAGAUACGUCAGUUCCAGGAGCACUUCCAGUUUGACGUGUGCCGACAUGAGGUGCGUUAUGGCUGCCUGCGUGAGGACAGCUGCCACUUUGCUCAUAGUUUCAUUGAGCUCAAAGUCUGGCUGCUGCAGCAAUAUUCAGGAAUGACCCAUGAAGAUAUUGUGCAGGAGUCUAAGAAGUACUGGCAGCAGAUGGAGGCACAUGCCAGCAAACCAGCCAACAGCAUGGCUUCUCCCCGGACUCCCACGUCAAGCACCUUUGACCUCCAGAUGAAAUUUGUGUGUGGCCAGUGCUGGAGGAACGGGCAGCUGGUGGAGCCAGAUAAAGACCUCAAGUACUGUAGUGCCAAAGCCCCCCACUGUUGGACUAAGGAACGCCGUGUCCUGCUGGUGAUGUCCAAAGCUAAGAAGAAGUGGGUGUCAGUCCGACCACUGCCUUCCAUCCGUAACUUCCCACAGCAAUACGAUUUGUGUAUCCAUGCACAGAAUGGCAGGAAAUGCCAGUAUGUGGGCAACUGCUCCUUUGCCCACAGCCCUGAGGAGAGAGACAUGUGGACCUUCAUGAAGGAAAAUAAAAUACUAGAUAUGCAGCAGACCUAUGACAUGUGGCUAAAGAAGCACAAUCCUGGGAAGCUUGGAGAGGGAACACCACUCACCUCGCGGGAAGGGGAGAAACAGAUCCAGAUGCCCACUGACUAUGCAGACAUCAUGAUGGGCUACCACUGCUGGCUCUGUGGGAAAAACAGCAACAGCAAGAAGCAAUGGCAGCAGCACAUCCAGUCAGAGAAACACAAGGAGAAGGUCUUCACGUCAGACAGUGACUCCAGCUGCUGGAGCUACCGCUUCCCCAUGGGCGAGUUUCAGCUCUGUGAGAGGUUCCAGAAGAACAAGGCCUGUCCUGAGGGAGAGGAGUGUCGCUAUGCCCAUGGGCAGGAUGAGUUGACAGAGUGGCUAGACCGGAGGGAAGUGCUGAAACAGAAACUGGCCAAAGCUCGCAAGGACAUGCUGCUCUGCCCCAGGGAUGACGACUUCGGCAAAUACAACUUCCUAUUGCGUGAUGACAUAUAGUGUGAGCUGAGGGGAGUCUGUCAGCUGCAGAAGUAUGGGGUGGGUUUUCUGAGCGGCAGUAGCAGGGAGAGUGAGAUCUGCGUCUUGCAAAGAAAAGUUUUUCUUUUGUUUUAAGAUUAUGAGACAAUGACUUAAUAGUGAUGAAUGAAUUUGUGAAUUUGA
This is a messenger RNA of Prinia subflava (tawny-flanked prinia), 5320 nucleotides long. RefSeq names its product zinc finger CCCH-type containing 7B (gene ZC3H7B). The transcript is spliced from 23 exons. Gene Ontology annotation, biological process: miRNA processing. The coding region runs from base 2129 to 5158 and encodes 1009 amino acids. The record is from RefSeq and is a predicted model, not a curated record. Gene Ontology annotation, molecular function: protein binding; metal ion binding; miRNA binding. NCBI's taxonomy places the organism in Eukaryota, Metazoa, Chordata, Aves, Passeriformes, Cisticolidae.